GAGCAGCUAAAAACACAGGAAAUCAAAUCAGAGGAAACAUCCAACAGUCUGGUGGCGCCACAGCAGGAAACUCUCACCUUCAGGGAACCUUUGUUUUAUCUACUAUAGUUUGUGUUCAUUAAUGAUCAGAGUUCUACUCUAGAACUCUCUCCAGGGGACGUUCUCCUUUCCUGCUUCCAGUCUUUAAGUUUAGUCUCACUUAGAACAUUUCAGGUCCUUGAAGUCCAUAGAGGUGGGUCCAGAUUUAUCACUUUUUAAUGGACGUUUUCCAUCAUUUCUGAGCCUCAGAACUUCAUCAGUCCAGUAGACAGACUUGUGACAUUGAACACUGGACAAUUUAAGGUCAUUUUGGAGUAAUAUGAGGCAAGUUUUGUACAUAUUUCAAAUAUUUUAAAUCUUUUUAACAUCUUUUUGUGAUUUUGAACUAUUGUUUGAGUCUAGUUAAGGCAUAUUUUUUAGUCAUUUUAUGCAUUUCUUGUCAUUUUGGACAGGUUACAAUAACUACAGACACACAUCAAGUCUUUUUGGAUAUAUUUUUCAUAACUUAGACAAGUUUUAAUUAAUUUUCAAAUUGAGUCAGUCUGGAAAGAUUUUAAGUGAUUUUUAAUGUCUUUUCUCUUUUUGAACUAUUUUUCUAAUCAUCGUAGAGAAAUUUUAAGAAAAUCUCAUCUGAGUUCUGAUAAAAACUAAACACAAAUGGAAGUAAAAUGAUAGAAAACACACAAAUCAGCCACUUCAGGAUGCAGAAGGACACAAUUACUGCAAAAACACAAAAGCUGAGUAGAAAAGGACGCACAAUAAACACAAAGAGCCAGAAACAACACAAAAUGAUCACAAAAAGCAGCGGAAAAUUACCAAUAAGAGCUCGGAAUGACACAAAAUAACCAUAAAGCUUCACAAAACGAGCACAGAGACCCAAAAUAAGCACAAAAUCACCACAAAAUGACAGAAACAACGCAGAAUGACCACAAUAAUACACACAAAAAAGACAAAUGGACAAAGAAAGACCACAAAAACAACACAAGAUGAUCACAAAGAGAAACAAAAUGACAACAAAGGCAGAAAGUUAACACAAAAACAACACAAAAUAACUAGGAAGAACCAGAAAAAACACAAAAUGUCCACAGAAUGACUCUGUCUCUUUCUAACCGUCCAGGAGCAGCUGUCCAUUAAACUAAGUGUUUUCUGUCUGUUGUUUCUCGGACUGAGGCGGACUUUGUUCACAUCCCAGUGAAUUAUUACUGAAACGCGUUCUGUCGCCUCCGCCCCGCUAGCAGCAGCUCGGCUAGCAGGCUAACAGCGGCCCAAACACACUCCUUUUUCUCCCAUUUUCACACCAAACGCCUUUUUUUACCGGAGAAACGGCGACGGUGAACGUGUAUCGGCGGUUUGAAGGAGAAGGCGGCGGGGCUAGCGGUCUGAAUACCGGUGUCUUACCGUCGGUUGGUCGCUCCGGUUCUCGGACAGCUGACCGUUUAAAUGUCCCAACGGUUGUUUACACACACACGGCAUCACGUGGUGUCGCUGACACGCGCACUGGGCUCAUACGUCCCUGACAUGCGCACUAGGCUCACACGACCGUUAAAUUAAUACAUUUAAAAACACGCUAAUCAAAAAAUCCUUUCGAUUAUAGUUCGCAAUUUGUUAUUUUUUUUGCACCGAUAGAUUUAAAAGUGUUGUAUGAUCACGAACAGAUUUUAUUGUGGAUUUUAAAAAAUUCACUUUAACCGAGAGCAGGCCAGACUCCGUUCAAUAAUCUGCUAUUUUAAGGAGAAAUCCCAAACGUGUGAAGUGAUUUAACGGCGAAAAAUCAAACAUUAAAUAUUUUCUGGAUUCAUUAACAUGCCUCAUUAAUUCGGCGCUACUUUUGAUUAAAUAAUAAUACAAAUUAAAUAAAUCAUUUGUCUAUUUUUUUUAAACAAACAGAAUCAUAUUUGAAUGUGUAACACAAACCUCUUCCAAAUAAGUUUUUUGAAUUUCUUUUUUUAUUUUUGUAACAAUGGGUAAAUGACAAAAAAAUAAAAAAGACUACAGAGAUGGAAAUGUCUGAAAACAACCUGAGAGACGCAAAGUGAAUCAAACUAAAUACAGAGACAACGAAAACAGUUGUGUACAGUGGUGUAAAACAAGCAUUUCUUUAUGUUUCGUGUAUCCCAAUUUAAGAUCAGCCUCUCUUUAGUGGUAAUCCGCCUCGGUUUAUUUCAUAUGUACAAAAACUUUGCAUAGAAACAGGAACUUUUGUAAAAACGGUUGGAUUCAGAAUAGAGUUCUGCGUGAAGCCUACUGCGCAGACUCCGAUGCAUCCCGGAAGUGUAGGAUCGUGGGAGCAGAAGUUGUGGCUGUUUUCUCUCCUGCUCUUUCCACUUCCACACAGAAUCGACCUCAUUCGAACCCCCGGCAGGUAGAUAGAGGGGCAGUUAAGCACCGCCCGGCUCCUCCUAGACCUGCCCCGGGGGUAACAGAACUUCCUGUCCUGAGGAAGCAAGACUCGGAAAAGUUAAUUCUGCCUAAAGCUGCCAGAACCACCUGGACGGGACCGUCAUGUCCGACUUCGACCUGGUCCCGGUGGACGGCGGGGAUCCCGUCCACCUGCCGCCGGGGGAGACGGUCGUGGGCCGCGGUCCGUUCCUGGGAGUCAGCGAUAAAAGAGUUUCCAGACAACACGGGCUGCUGGAGAACCUGAACGGACAGCUGAGGCUCAAACCGAUCCACCUGAAUCCCUGCUUCGUUCAGUCGUCCUUAAGCGAUGAGCCUCGGCCUCUGCAGAAAGACUCCUGGCACCUCCUCCAUCAUGGAGACUUGUUCUCGCUGCUGCCGGGUCGGUUCAUCUACGAGGUGGUGGCGGUGGGCGGAGAGGAACACACUCCCAGAAACAGCCAGAUGUUUGACGAGGAGGAACUUCAGCUUUCUCCUGCUGCUGGACCAGACCAGAAGCAGAACCAGAGUCCACCUCAGGACGUUCUGACACCAGCAGCUCCAUCAAACAUCGAGGACACCAACAGUCCCAGCAGCAGUCCCAAACAGGAAGACUCAGCUCGACUAGUGGAGGAUGUUCAGAGAGAUGAUGCCCCGUCUGUAACCAGGAGGAGAGUUUUACCUGCAUGGAUGAUGGCGGCUGUGGCAGCUCCGAGGCCUUCGUCCUCCCAGAAAGCUCCCUCGGCUGUGAAAGGAGGUAAAUCUCCUGCAGUGUCAGUCAGCAGUAAACGAGCGGCGGCAGCACGGGCCACACCCACUGUGUCAUCCUCACCUGUGGAGGCGGAGCUUAGCGAGGAAGAAGAGGAAAGACCGAGGAAGAGGACGAGGAAGAUGAGCAACAGAGAAGAAAAACGUCAGACUGAAAAGGAUGUUCUGUCAGAAGAACCCAGCAGGUCUGAACUCAGCGGUGAGUCUGACAACUUCCCUGCGGCGUCAGGAAAAGGAAACACCUCAACACGGACGUCUGAAAUCAGUGAAUCUGAGACGGACAAGAAGCCGAAAAGCAAACUCACAGCUAAAGAAGCUGAGUCCGUGGAGUCGAACGGCAGCUCGGCGUCCGUCCAGCCUCCGUCCAAAUGCCCAGUCAGGACGGCGUGUCCAUACGGGAAGGACUGCUACAGGAAGAACCCGCUUCACUUCCAGGAGUGCAGUCACCCUGGAGACACCGACUACGAGGAAGAGGAGGAGGACGAAGACGACGAGGACCGACCUGAAUGUCCCUACGGCACCGACUGCUACAGGAAGAACCCUCUACACAGGAAAGAAUAUAAACACACCAGGAGACCAGCUCGAGCUACACGUCGCGUCGCCAAAAACACUCCUGACGAAGACGAAGAGGAUGAAGACGAAGAGUACGAUGACAGCUUCAUCGACGACGACAGCGAGGACGUUGGCGACGACUCGGACUACGUCCCUCCGGAGUCGGAUGACGAGGGCAAGGAGGACGUCAAACGGCUGCAGAGAGAAGCUGCGACUUUCCUGAAGAGGAGGAAGUAGAUUCAUGUCACUUCAUUUCCAGCUUCGACUGGAAACACAAAUAAGUCAGACGUCUGGAUCCAAACUGCCUCAAACAUUGAACAGAUGAAGGUCGAUCAUUGACAGCGAAAAUUCAGAACAGAAUCAAUUCAGGGAAAAUCAGCCAGUGUCUGGUUCUGUAUCUCCAGUAAAUUUAUUAAUGAUCAGAGUUCUACCUUCAGACUGUGGAUAUUUCCAGAUUUCCAGGUUCUUAAAGUCCAUAGAGGUGGUCCAAGAUAUUAAUCAAUGAUCUGGACAGUUGUCAGUAGGUCUACUCUAGAACAACUAGAGAAAGUUCUCGAGUAGACCUACCGACACCUGGAGAAAGUUCUAGAGUAGACCUACCGACAACUAGAGAAAGUUCUAGAGUAGACCUACCGACAACUGGAGAAAGUUCUAGAGUAGACCUACCGACAACUGGAGAAAGUUCUAGAGUAGACCUACCGACACCUGGAGAAAGUUCUAGAGUAGACCUACCGACACCUGGAGAAAGUUCUAGAGUAGACCUACCGACAACUCUUAGGAUCACUGAUUAGUCCGUGCAAAAGUGGUAAAUCUGUCUCUGAUUUGAGCGCUGAUCUCAACAGAACCAGAACCUAUCAGUUUUUCUGAUCUUGAUAAAGUAAUAAUUCAGACUUUUUGUGCCUUUUAAAGGAAGAAACGUUGUCAGGUGAGUUUUGUGUUCGGGGACUUUCAACAUGAUCUUUGUGGCGAUGAAAGAAAAUGUUUGUUCUGUUUGUAUUUUAUCUUAUUGUAUCCGUGUAAAUGUGCUCUUCUGCUUUAAAUACAUCCUGUAAAACGGA
Molecule: messenger RNA, 4793 nt
Organism: Acanthochromis polyacanthus (spiny chromis)
Lineage: Eukaryota; Metazoa; Chordata; Actinopteri; Pomacentridae
Gene: aplf
Product: aprataxin and PNKP like factor
Exons: 10
Coding region: 2542-3972 (476 amino acids)
Biological process (GO): double-strand break repair
Cellular component (GO): nucleus; site of double-strand break
Molecular function (GO): protein binding; 3'-5' exonuclease activity; DNA-(apurinic or apyrimidinic site) endonuclease activity
Source: RefSeq, a predicted model, not a curated record